UGUGGAUCGCAGUGAAUUUGGGGGGGAUGCGGUUGUCCGUGAAGCCGAAGCAUGCGCUUGCAGCAAACGCUGGACAUCCUGUUGUCUUCAUAUGAUCUGGUUUGCGUUAACGCAUGCAAAUAAACACACAGAAGGGUGAGAAUACAGCAGGUUAAUAGGCGGGACUUCCUCCGGGCACAAACGAGUCCGGCUGUUUAUCUUUGGUGUGCAGCGCAAGGCGAGCCCAGUGCGGGAUCAGAUAACAAGGUUGAGUCAUCACACACCAUCACUAUGCUUGGCUGCUUGCUGCGAGGAGACUGCAGUGCUCUGGUCUGCCUGUGGGUCCUGCUGCUGCCUCUGGUCUCCCUUCAUCACUUGAACCAGCAAACCACCCAAAGUGUGAAGGACCGACCCAAGCUGCUGCUCAUCUCCUUUGAUGGCUUCCGCUGGGAUUAUGUUGACCGGGUCCCAACACCAAACUUCCACAACCUCACGGUAGAAGGGGUGACAGUAGAGCAGGUGCAGAGUGCUUACAUUACCAAAACCUUCCCCAACCACUACAGCUUGGUGACGGGGCUGUAUGCUGAGACGCAUGGCAUUGUGGCCAAUGAGAUGUUUGACCCCAUUUUGAACCGGUCCUUCUCCAUGGAGACGGACAGUAUUUAUGAUUCCCGGUGGUGGGAGGCAGCAGUGCCUCUCUGGGUGACCAUCCAGAAAUCUGGAGGGCGGAGCGGGGCGGCGAUGUGGCCGGGGUCUGAUGUGAAGAUCCAUGGCACAUUCCCCACUCAGUACCUCCCAUACAACGCCUCAGUCCCCUUUGAAACCCGGGUAGAACGGAUUAUUGAGUGGUUCUCUGCACCCAAAGAGGAGGCCGUGGAUUUUGGAGUUCUGUACUGGGAGGAGCCAGAUGAGAGUGGGCACAUCCUGGGACCUCAGAGUUCCCUCAUGGAUGAAAUCAUCGCUGGGAUUGAUGAGAAGCUAGGCUUCCUCAGGAAUGAGCUAAAGAAGGCCGGGCUGUAUGAGAAAGUGAACCUCAUAGUGACCAGUGACCAUGGGAUGACGCAGCUUUUCAGUGAUAAGAUCAUAGAACUGGAUGAAUAUGUGAGCAGAGACCUGUACACCUGGGUGGAUAAGAGUCCGGUGGUGGGAAUAUUGCCCAAAAAAGGGAAGCUUGAAGAGGUGUACAGUAAGCUUGCAGAUGCAAACCCAUACAUGGUGGUGUACAAGAAGGAAGACAUUCCCGAGCACUUCCAUUAUCAACACAACGCCAGGAUCAUGCCCAUCCUCAUAGAAGCCAAGGAAGGCUGGACCAUCGUGCAGAACAGGACCGCACCCUUCAUGAUGGGAAACCACGGCUAUGACAACACCUUACGUAGCAUGCAGCCUGUGUUUGUGGCCCGUGGGCCAGCCUUUCGCCAGAAUUACGUCAAGACCUCCAUGCGCUCUGUUGACCUUUACCCUCUAAUGUGCCACAUCCUGUCCAUCCACCCUCUACCAAACAACGGCUCCCUCUUAAACGUUCAGGACCUCCUGUCUGUGGAGCCAACUCUGUCCGCACCCAGCAUCCCUCCCAGGGUCAACGGGCAUUCCUACGCCCCUGUUGUUGGUUCUCUCCUUGGUGUGGUGUUGGUGGUGGGCUUUCUGGUGGUCUACAUCAGACAAGUGACGCUCAAACAGCUGCCCUCACUAAGACACAGAAGCAGGGAGAUGUCACAGCCCUUACUGCAAGAGGACUUGCACCUGUAGCUGAAGAAACAGAAAGGAUGGCAGACAUAAAAGAAGAGGAGGUAUUGCUCCCCAAAGUAGUCCACUCUGUCCAGAAGCAUCCCCUAUAGGCCUCCCUUACACCACUAAAUGCCACUGUGCUGCUCUUUUUAUUAGUUGGAGAUCAAGGGAAUCUAAUCUAACCUCCUAAUCAUGUAUAGAGGUGCUUGCUUGAGUGUAAGGGAAAUGUCUGGGGUUUGCUUCUGGUGCAGGCUUAAUCAAGAUAAUAAACCUUUACAUGGGCUUUAUAGUGGCUUUGCUUUGAUUGUGAAUUUUACCUAAUAUCAUCUCAUCAUUUUCAUUGUCACUCAAUGAGUAAAUAUUCCAAGCGCAGAGUGGAAUUUUAACCUGCGUUUCUGGAAAGUCUGAACCUUUGUUGGCCAAAACCAUGACAUGGAUAACGUUAAGGUGUCAGUCUGCUCAAAACGAACUAGCUUGUACAAUGUGUCGUCCGAAGAACAUCUGAAGGCAAAAGCACACCACACUCAAAAAGCCUGCUGUCAUAGAGAGGCAAUAAUUGUUGAAAUGGGGAUGACAGCGCACACUUUCAGACAAUCUUUCUUUGAUGGCAUUCAUAGUGUUGUGCUUGUUUGUACAUAGGAAAACGUAAAGAAUUAUGUAAGGAAUGGAAAAAAAAGGACGGCUUAAGGGUUCAACUAAGUUCAAACUAGAUUUACUUUCUCACUUCCACACAGACGGCCAGUUGCGUGAAGUGGGUGUGAUUAUGUGGUUAUUGGUUUUGGAAAGUUACAUGAAUUGUCAGACACAGUCCACCCAUUUCCGACAUCUGUAAGGUGUGAAGGGAAGUGUGUCUCAGUUGCUAUAUAAACAAUCUGAAAAGCACUUUGUUUGAAGCAAACUGACACCUUAACCUGUGACAGUAAUGGACAGGCAUGGACAUAAGUAAAUUUGGUUUGUAUGACAUUUUCAAAUCUAUGCAGAACAGAUUUGUAUGUCUGUAAGGUAAAGAAAGCGAAAGUGGAAAUACAAAUACUGUGAUUAAUCUUUAAAGUAUUCAAAAUUCAACUAGUGUCAGGAAUUAUGGCUCGGUUCAGACAGUGUUACUUUUGAAUGUUUCCUGGAAGCAGAUGUUCCACUGAAGAUCUCACUCAAUGUGCCAGGCUCAUAUGUGUAGGUCAUUCCCAUGAGCCGAUCACGUCAUGUCCUCGCUCUUUUAGCAGUCAGUUACCAUUAGCCUUUUAACUUAACGGAGAACAUCUCUCUAAGGUGUGCAAUCGUUUGUGUGUUAGUUUUUUGUAGAGUUUCUGUUGGGGGGGUAUAUUUCUGUAUAGAAGACUGUGUAUCACCCUCCUCUUUAUUUGUUGACUGUCAUAACCAUGUCCAUUUGUUGGUGAAAUGUGAAGUGCAAUUGCUAUUGGUCAGUAUUUUGUCUUAGGGAUUUUAAGGGUUUUGUUGUUGCUUGGUUGAGAAGACUAUUUCGGCAUGACUUGCAAGAACUGUUCCCCUGAUUUGCACUACAGGAUAGACAUGAAACAGAACGAAGGGGCAGUAGUUGGAUGCUUUUUAGGUCAUGUAUAAUUUGCACUUCUUGUUCGUAGUUGCUGUUUGAAAUAAUGAAAAAAAGAGUUAGGUGCCUCUUGCCAAAAAGCUUUUUAAUCAGCAUAAUCGUAGGAAGACAAGUAGAAUCCAAAUCAGUAAAUUAUUAUGCCAGUAAAUUAUUCUAAUAGUUUUACACCAUAUUUUAAGAAAUUGGUUCAAUUUUCUCUUUAUGCUUUUAGAUGCAUUAACGAAUACUUGUGCCCAUAAAAUGACAGACAUCACUGUGAUAAUAUACUUUUUACGAAAUUUAAAUUCUUAAAUUGAACGCAUUUGUAUGGAAAUUGUUAAUUUUCUGAUAAUUGUCUUAUUUUAUGAAAGAAAAGUGUUGUCUGAUAAUUUCCCCUGACUUGUUGACAGAGAAAUGAAAUAUAUCCACAAUAUAUUUGCAUAAUUCAUUAGAAAUUGUUAGAGAAGAAUGAGAUCAGUUGAAUACUACCUUGGAUUUGAAAAAUGGAUAUUUAAUAUCAUUUACAAAUUAACUAUCUUUGCCAUGUAAAUGCAAUUAAAGAGUCUUCAGAAAUUAAAGGGACUUAUGUGAAA
Thunnus maccoyii (southern bluefin tuna) is the source of this 3843-nucleotide messenger RNA. RefSeq names its product ectonucleotide pyrophosphatase/phosphodiesterase 5 (gene enpp5). The coding region runs from base 271 to 1725 and encodes 484 amino acids. The transcript has 4 exons. NCBI's taxonomy places the organism in Eukaryota, Metazoa, Chordata, Actinopteri, Scombriformes, Scombridae. The record is from RefSeq and is a predicted model, not a curated record.